Molecule: messenger RNA, 1339 nt
Organism: Manihot esculenta (cassava)
Lineage: Eukaryota; Viridiplantae; Streptophyta; Magnoliopsida; Malpighiales; Euphorbiaceae
Product: microtubule-associated protein RP/EB family member 1C
Exons: 6
Coding region: 90-1061 (323 amino acids)
Biological process (GO): regulation of microtubule polymerization or depolymerization; protein localization to microtubule plus-end; spindle assembly
Cellular component (GO): spindle midzone; microtubule organizing center; cytoplasmic microtubule
Molecular function (GO): microtubule plus-end binding
Source: RefSeq, a predicted model, not a curated record
AAUUUCUCCCCCCUCUCUCUCUUCUAAGUGGAAACCUUCGCAGAGAUUUAGAAGCCUAUAUUCAGAAGCAGAAAAAUCUGAAAUCAGACAUGGCCACGAAUAUCGGGAUGAUGGAUUCGGCAUAUUUCGUCGGCAGAUCGGAGAUCCUUUCGUGGAUCAACUCCAUUCUUCAUCUCAAUCUCUCCAAAGUCGAAGAGGCCUGUACCGGUGCGGUUCAUUGUCAGUUGAUGGACUCGGUUCAUCCAGGGAUCGUGCCUAUGCACAAGGUCAAUUUCGACGCCAAAAAUGAAUACGAAAUGAUCCAGAAUUACAAGGUUCUUCAAGAUGUCUUCAACAAACUCAAGAUCACGAAGCACAUUGAAGUAAACAAGCUGAUAAAAGGAAGGCCGCUGGAUAACUUGGAGUUCAUGCAGUGGAUGAAGCGGUACUGCGAUUCUGUUAAUGGAGGCGCUCUCAAUUACAAUCCACUGGAAAGAAGGGAGGCAAGCAAGGGAGGAAAAGAAGCAAGCAAGAAAUGUCCACCAUCGCAACCUUCAGCCAAGAGUUCAGCAGCUGCCCCCAAAGCACAGCCUUCCCACAAUGCUCGAAGGAAUGAUGUGUCCUCUGUGAACUCUACAAAUCAGUCUGUGAAGGCUUCAAAACCACCUCCUAGUUUAUCGUCUGCGUAUGAUGAACAGAUCACAGAAUUGAAGUUGUCAGUGGAUAGUCUUGAGAAAGAGAGGGACUUCUACUUUGCAAAACUGAGAGAUAUCGAGAUUUUGUGCCAGUGUCCUGAGAUUGAAAACUCAACUGUUGUCGCAGCAAUAAAAAAGAUCCUGUACGCUACAGAUGAUAAUCCAUCCGUUGUUGCAGAAGCUCAAGCCAUGAUAUCCCAUGAGCAGAAAGAAGCAUUAAGUCCAAUUGUUGAGGUUUCGUCAGAGGAAAAGAUGAAUACUGAUUCUCAGAAGCGAAAAUACAUUGUGAACUUGGAUGUUGAUGCCAUCACAGCAUUGUCGCCUAGGCAAAGGCUUUCUGAAGCUACCGAUGUCCAUUGCAGUGGGUCACCUCUUAUGACUUACUGAUUUAAAGUCCAAUCUAAAGAUGUAUUUCUAAUUACAUCUGCAUUACAAAAUAGUUUUCGUCAGAUAUCAUGCUCCAAUACAUUCGCCUUCUCAUGUUGCGUAAGUGAUGGAUCCAAUACUUGGCCCAUGCAUGGUUUUGCAAAUCUCUUUAUGGCCUAUUGUCUACUUAGAAGAAAUAACAUUAAUUUUCUCCCCAUUUUGCUGGACAACAUUCUUGAUAUUAUCCUUGUAUAAUGAAACCUUGAAUGAAAUUUUUCUAGAGCGAUUCAACAGGCUGC